AUGGCCCGGGACCAUCAUCAAAUACGUCAGGCCUCAGCUGCGUUACACCGGGUGGGACUAUGGAAUCCAGCUCACGGACUGCGCUUUGCGACAACUGCGACAGCUGAGGCGUCGAAUCCGGACAUCCCUGAAGCCACAGAGACCGAAUCCUCACCUCAAGACGAAGUGGCUGCGGCAGCCCGUACCGAUGACCCCUCCCCGCACACCCAUAACGAAGCAGGCGAUGCUGUCGGACAGGAUGGAGAAGCUAGUACGGGACAUGUCUCGGAGAAUGCAGACUCUAGCGACCUCUCGUCAGAAGGGGAGUUGGAAGCCAAGGAAGACGAAGCCAAGGACGACGAAGACGUAGAUGAACACGUCUCUCUUACCUAUCAGAUCCCAGAGGAAAAGCUGCGUGCUGCAAUGCUUGCCACUCCCCAAACUCGGGAUAGUUAUUGGAGUGCGAAGCUAUACCAAGGGCCCGAGGGCGAAGUGAUCUCGACCCAUUACUGCAAGUCUUUCGACGUUGCUGAAAGGGUGGCCAAAUACUUUCUACAAGAAAAAGUGGUGGGCUUCGACAUUGAGUGGAAGCCUCGUGGAAACCCAUAUUCCAUCAAGCAGAAUGCGUCGCUGAUCCAGCUCGCAUGCGAAGAUCGUAUCGCACUCUUUCAUGUGUCGCUGUUUUCUGGGAAGACUGUCGAGCAGCUGAUGCCACCCAGUCUGAGGGCUGUUCUAGAAUCACCCAAUAUUUACAAGGUGGGUGUGGCUAUCAAAGGAGACUUCAAGCGCCUGGAAAAGUACCUCAACAUUCAAUCUCAAGGUGUCUUCGAGCUAAGUCGCUUGCACAAUCUAGUUGAAUGGUACGAGGUGGAGCCUAGCAAAGUCUCAAACAGACUUGUAAAACUCGCUUCUCAGGUGCUACAGCACCUCCAACUGCCUUUGUACAAAGGAGAGCGACUAGUCGACGAUCCGGAUACAACCUCCAGCGUCCGAGAAAGUGACUGGAGUCUGUCCUUGGAUUUGCAACAGAUACACUACGCGGCUGCCGAUGCAUAUGCUGGCUUUCGUCUUUAUCACAUGCUUGAAUGGAAGAGGACACGGAUGAAGCCAGCCCCUCCUCCAGUGGCCCUUUGCGACUUUGACAACAAGCCUACUCCCAGGCCAAAGGUGCCUCGCAAAAGGGUAAAGGCAGCUACCAAGUCCGACGAUGCAGCGGACGUAGUUGCGAAGCCGUCAAUUGACGUGACAGAAGAGCAACAAGAAGAUGAGGAAGACGCGGAAGGGUAUGAGACCGCGACGGAGGAAUUUACCGACAGUCAUGAGCUCGAAGACGCACCAAACGAAACAAGAAAAGCUGUGCCCGUGGAUGACUCGAACAAGGCCUCUGCGGCUGAGGCUGCGGUGAAGCUCGAUUUGAACAGUGUUGAAGAAAGUGAAGUUUCUUCACAAAAGCGAGUUGGCCGUGUGAGCCUUUCUUGGCUCCAAAACACCGACCCCGGAUACCCUGAGCUGCCCAAAACAUCGCAGGAAGGGGACGUGGGCCCACAGUCUACCGGAUUUUCCAAAGAUGAGGUUGCCACGCAGAUGGAGAAGCAAGGCCAUGGUAUUUCACGCCGGGAGCAGAACGAUAGCGAUGAUGAAUACCCAGACCCAGAGCUUGAAGAUGCGCUUAGACGCAUGUCUUUGGACGAAAGUGGGAAGCUUAUCCAAGACGGGAACGACGCAGCAUCAGAGCAUACUCGCCCAACACCUACCAUAAGCCAAGACGAUCUGGGAACGCAGUCAGUACUUCCUACCCAUCUAGCAACCGCUCAAGCUUCUAAUACUGCCAAAGUGGCUGAGCCAUCAGGUCCCAAGCAUGAUUCCCUCGAUGUAGUCGAUUCCGCCGUGCCAACACCAGCUCCGCAAUCAAACAUCGGCCUACUCAAUGAGUCAUCACGAACACCUGAGUACAACUUGGCGACGAUAUGGGCACAGGAACAUCUUCAAGUUACUAUUCCAUCGCCUACUUCAACAACACCUUCACGCAUACGCGCAACUGUGACUCACCUUCGCGCAUAUCACAUGUGGCACUACCAGAAGCUCCCAGUCGAGAAAAUGGCAGCAAUCUUGCGAGAUCCGCCGCUCUCGAAUAACACGAUUGCGAAUUAUAUCUUGCAGGCAGUCACACUGGAGAGGCUUGAAUAUGAGGAAAACUCUCUUCGAAGUGUGUUACUAGCGCUACCUCCAGGGAUGCGAAAGGGACGAUGGAGGGGGCUGGCCGAGGAAGUUGGCGUGUGA
Alternaria arbusti is the source of this 2259-nucleotide messenger RNA. RefSeq lists its product as uncharacterized. Gene Ontology annotation, cellular component: cytoplasm; nucleus. Bases 1 to 2259 code for a protein of 752 amino acids. NCBI's taxonomy places the organism in Eukaryota, Fungi, Ascomycota, Dothideomycetes, Pleosporales, Pleosporaceae. The record is from RefSeq and is a predicted model, not a curated record. Gene Ontology annotation, molecular function: 3'-5' exonuclease activity; nucleic acid binding. Gene Ontology annotation, biological process: nucleobase-containing compound metabolic process. The transcript is spliced from 2 exons.